AUGGCCGGCUCGCAGCUCAAACGACUCAAGUCUUCCCUUCGGGAGCAGGGAAUUGUCGGACCCCAGAAGUCCAAGAAGCAGAAACGCCAGUUUGCGCAAGAUGAAAAGGCCAAGACCGAUAAGCGCCUGCAGAGAGGUGCGGCCCUCGGCCAGAUCAGAGAACAAUUCAACCCGUUCGACCUCAAGCACAACCCCCGAGGUCCCAAAUUCGAGGUUACGAGCAACAGGCCUCAGACUGGUGCUGCGGCAAAAGGCAUCCAUGGCCGUCCGACCGAGGCCAAGUCCAUGGGCGAGCAGAGGCGCCGCGAGACUUUGUUGGUUGAGAUGCAGAAGCGAAACAAGGUUGGCGGAAUCCUCGAUCGUCGAUUCGGUGAGAACGAUCCGUCCUUGGCCGAGGAGGAAAAGAUGCUCGAGCGAUUCGCCCGUGAGAAGCAGAGGUCGCACAAGAAGACGUCGCUCUUCGACCUCGAAGAAACUGAGCCUCUUGGCGAAUUGACACACGAUGGCCAAACCCUCAAUUUCGAACACCACGCCGACAUGGCAGACGACUUCGACGAAGACGACCUCGGUGAGGACGACGACAGCGACUCUUCUUUGUCCGAGAAGAAGAGGCUCAAGCGCCUUCGCAACGCGGGGCUGGGCGAUGACGACGAAGCAGCUGCAGAUGAGCCCGACAGGAAAAAGUCAAAGAAGGAGGUCAUGGAGGAAGUCAUGGCAAAGUCGAAGAUGCACAAAUACGAGCGCCAAGUCGCCAAGGACGAGGACGCAGACCUGCGAAUGGAAUUGGACAAGGAGCUGCCAAACCUACACGCUCUUCUGAUGUCCCACGGCAACAAAUCCGAUGCGCAGAAGAAAGAGGAGGCAAACAAACUGAUUGCUGGAGUCGACAAGGCUACUUUCGACAAGGACUUCGACCUGCGUCUCAAGAAGCUCGUACAGGAUCGCCGAGCAGCCCCCACCGAGCGCACAAAGACGGACGAGGAAAUGGCGGCGGAAGAAUCCAAGAGGCUGAAGGAGUUGGAGGAGAAGCGCCUGAAGAGAAUGAGAGGCGAGACAGUCUCGGAUGACGAAGACUCGGACGAGGAGAUGGAAGACCAAGAUGCCGAAGAGCCCGCUUUCCAGUUCAUUCCCGAAGAGGAGGACGAAGACUUUGGUCUCGGAAGGGGUAUUAAAACUAAAACUCGUCCCACUGCAACUGAGUUGGGAUUCGACGAUGAGGAUGACUUCCUCAUCGAGGACGACUUGAUUGCCAGUGGCUCGGACCUGGAACCCAUUGAGAGUGAAGAGGAGGACUCGGAUGAGGAAGAAGAGUACCAAGGCGACGACUCCGAAGACGACGAGUUCACCAAAGGACUUCUCAACGAGGAAGAAACGAAGAGCUCGCUGUUUGCGAACAGGGACGGAAAAGGGAGUGCAGAGGUCGACAGCUCCGAUCUACCUUAUACGUUCCCAUGUCCACAAAGCUACGAGGAGCUGCUGGCACUGUCGCAGAAAUUUCCCAGCGACAAGCUGCCUACCAUUGUUCAACGCAUUCGAGCCUUGUACCACCCGAAGCUGGACAGCAGAAACAAAGAGAAGCUUGGAAAUUUUGCUCGGGCACUGGUGGACAUGGUCGGCGAUGGCCCCCGCGACGAGAGUAGCCCGUCUUUUCAAGUACUGGAGAGUCUGAUUCGACACGUCCAUUCUCUGGCCAAGAUGUUCCCGGUCGAAAUCGCAAACCAGUAUCGGUCUCACUUGGAGGAGAUCAGCCAGCAACGGCCUCUUGCCAUGCACGUAGGAGACCUGACGCUGCUGACUGCGAUCGGAUCAACCUUCCCUACCUCGGAUCACUUCCACCAAGUUGCAACCCCCGCCAUGCUUACCAUCGGGCGUUACCUCGGUGGCAAGAUUCCUCAAACGCUCAGCGACUACGCUACCGGCAUCUACCUGUCGACUCUGGCAGUUCAGUAUCAACAGUUCUCAAAGCGUUACGUUCCUGAGGUCAUGAGCUUCUCUCUCAACACCCUAUGCGCAAUAGCUCCCUCUCCUGUUUCGAAGAUGUCUGGUAACUUCCCCGUUCACGAGCCUGCGGCGGGAAUUCGUGUCGCGAACGCGCGCAAGACGAAACUUCGACAGCUCUCCCCGGCCGAUUGUGCCAUCAUGGAGGUGUCCGGCGCUGAAGCUGAGUCCAAGAAGGCUGCACUGCUAGGAACGACUCUUCAACUCCUCGGUGCUGCUGCUGACACCUGGACCGGCAAGCCGUCAUUCCAAGAGAUCUUCCAGCCUGCCCUCGAUAUUGUUACGCAGCUCAGCAGCAAGCCGGGCCGCUCCAAGUUGCCCGAAGUGCUGGGCGACCAGCUUGACAAGUCCAAGCUCAAACUGGAACGGAUGCUCAGGAUCGCGCAGCUCUCACGGCGACCGCUCGAGUUGCACCAUCACCGUCCGUUGUCUAUCAAGACGUACAUCCCCAAGUUCGAGGACUCGUACGACCCGAACAAGCAUUACGACCCGGACCGCGAGCGCGCGGAGAUGGCCAAGUUGAAGAAGGAACACAAGAAGGAGCGCAAGGGUGCCAUGAGAGAGCUGAGGAAGGACGCUCAGUUCAUGGCCCGCGAGAACCUGCGCAUGAAGAAGGCGAAGGACGAGGCAUACGAGAAGAAAUACAAGAGGCUUGUGGCGGAGAUCCAAAACGAGGAGGGCAGGGAGGCCAACGCGUACGAGAGAGAGAAGGAGGGCAGAAAGAAGGCCAGACAUCGCUAG
Molecule: messenger RNA, 2739 nt
Organism: Colletotrichum higginsianum IMI 349063
Lineage: Eukaryota; Fungi; Ascomycota; Sordariomycetes; Glomerellales; Glomerellaceae
Product: Nop14-like family protein
Exons: 2
Coding region: 1-2739 (912 amino acids)
Biological process (GO): maturation of SSU-rRNA
Cellular component (GO): Noc4p-Nop14p complex; small-subunit processome; nucleolus
Source: RefSeq, a predicted model, not a curated record